AUGGCAACUCAGUGUGUCGCUAAAUGCACUGGAUAUCGUUCUUUGCGUGCUGACUGCGCACGUGAUCCGUGCUUGGCGGAGGGCAUGUGUAAGCUGCUGGACGCAGGCAUCACGGACUGUGCCGAAUGGUGUUGUGUGAGCCGAGGGGGGUAUGUGUUCUUCAUUGUCUUCUUCUUUUCUGCGGGAACAUGCGCACUGCUCAGCAUGUACUACCUGUGGCGCCUUCACCGGGCCAACGUCGCCGCUGGGGCCGUCACAGAGAUGGGCGAGAAGAUUGAGGCCGCCCAGGCGUCAGACGCCCACGCAACGGCAGAGAAGCUGCGCAAAAAGCGACAAGUCACAGUCGACCCGGAGCUUUUUAGGGCCAUUGGGCUCCCGCCACCAGGGGAGGAGAGAUCGGGCGUUGGGGGAUUUCGUUAG
Messenger RNA from Trypanosoma cruzi, 420 nucleotides. RefSeq lists its product as uncharacterized. Bases 1 to 420 code for a protein of 139 amino acids. The transcript has a single exon. The record is from RefSeq and is a predicted model, not a curated record. NCBI's taxonomy places the organism in Eukaryota, Euglenozoa, Kinetoplastea, Trypanosomatida, Trypanosomatidae.